Messenger RNA from Plasmopara halstedii, 1524 nucleotides. Its product is annotated as FOG: Ankyrin repeat. NCBI's taxonomy places the organism in Eukaryota, Oomycota, Peronosporomycetes, Peronosporales, Peronosporaceae. Gene Ontology annotation, molecular function: protein binding. The record is from RefSeq and is a predicted model, not a curated record. The transcript is spliced from 9 exons. Bases 1 to 1524 code for a protein of 507 amino acids.
AUGAAUCGCGUGCUACAGCUACCACUGGGAGCCAGCGCUCCGCCUGUGCUUGAGGGCUACACACUUGGUGACGUGCUAAUUUGUAAGGCUAAUCGUGGGAAGCUUCUGGAGGUGGAGCAUCUCGUCAAAACGCUGCAAGCCGACGUCAAUUACCGCAAUCAGCAUGGAUGCUCAGCACUACAUGGUGCUGCAGCGUCCGGCCAGCUCGAAGUGGUGCAGUGGAUGGGUUUGCAUAGCAAUGUUGACUGGAGUGCCACAGACCAUGAUGACCAAACAGCAUUACAUUAUGCGGCGUUUUAUGGUCAUCUUGAGGUGGUGCAGUUUUUAGUCGAGAAUGGAGUCCCGCUGGAUGCACCUGACAAGUUUGGUCGCUUAGCACACUGUUCUGCUGCAAUAAAUGGACACUUGGACGUCGUCUCGUACCUGUUGGAGGAAUGUCCUAGUCCUAUCGAUAUCAAUGCUGUCGAUGAGUACGGAGGCACGUGUCUGCAUUGGGCAGCAUCUAAGGGUCGCAAGGAGGUCAUCCAGUACUUGUGCAUGAAAGGCAUUGAUAUUCAUAUUACAAGCUAUGAUAACAAAACGGCGUACCAGAUUGCUAAGGAUAAACACAAGCAAAAGUGCGUUCAGUUUCUCAAAUGUUGGUACGAGACAUCACAGAAAUUCGUUCAUGCAGCUGAAGAGGGAGAUGACGAAGAAAUUGCGCGAAUUAUUGCCGAAAUUAAUGGAGCUUACCCUUUGCGAUUUAUUCGUGACAAGAAUGGUAAGAACGCGAUGCAUUUUGCGGCAGAGUUCGGGCACUUGUCGACACUGAAGCUCUUGACCGACCACUUUGAUGUGUGGACCGACGUUGACAAGUUUGGCCGCAAUGCGUUGCACAGCGCAGCGCUUGGAGGCAACAAGGAGUGUGCAUUUUGGCUAAUAAGAAAAGCUAGAGACUCGUCCGAGUUUUUUUCGCUGACGUUGACAAAUAAAAGUCCAUCGCGGUGUGCGUUUGAGGCCGGUCAUAGCUCUCUCGCAAAUUAUUUACAGGCAUGGGAAGAAGGCAAUGAAGAUUACUCAACCAAUGACGAGAAGUCCACGCUAUUGCUCGAAGUCGAUGCUGGUCGGCCAGUGGAUGACGAAGCGGAAAGCGUUGCGCCGCGGAGCAGAAAUAUUGAGACUGUGUACAACUGGCUUAAAUUCUUUAAAAUGGAAGAAUAUGCGCAAAAUUUUGAGAAAGAUGGGUUUGAUACGCUACGAGGUGUGGCUACUAUCGAUGAAAAUGACUUGCUGGAUAUGAAAGUGAAAAAGGGACAUCGACGGGUGGUUCUCUCUCAUAUAGAAGAGCUGCGUAAUCAAUUACAAAUGCUGGAUGAAAAUGCCGAAAUUGCUGGGAUGGAGCCUUUGUCAUCGCCGACUUUAAGCAUGCUUUCACCCUUCGCUAAACAAUCGUCUUUAACUAGUAUGGUUAGUGCAGAGGGAAUUUCUCAUCGAACAGAGCGGCGGGGAUCGGUGACAGCAUCCCCCUUGCCAGCAGAUGUUUAA